Kwoniella shivajii is the source of this 999-nucleotide messenger RNA. RefSeq lists its product as uncharacterized. Bases 1 to 999 code for a protein of 332 amino acids. The transcript is spliced from 3 exons. NCBI's taxonomy places the organism in Eukaryota, Fungi, Basidiomycota, Tremellomycetes, Tremellales, Cryptococcaceae. The record is from RefSeq and is a predicted model, not a curated record.
AUGAAGAAAGAAAGACAAUAUGACUUCAAUAGGCUGGAGAAUGAGACCCGCACAUCGUCAAGCUCAAAAAUGAAGUGGGAUAUACCAUCCAGAAUAUCUAGGACUCAAACACAAAAGGAUUUGAUGCAAAGGGAGAAAAUAUCGAUAGAAAGAAUUAGUAAAUACGUUCCGGUAAUGUAUAGGCAAAAAGCUUUGAAUCACGUCAUUACAUUCUAUAAGCAGAAGAACGAAGAGCUCAAAAACCAAGAAUUGGAAGGAGGGGUUCAGAGUGAGAUGGGACCAUUGGAACUUGAAGCCAACAAAGAUAGAAUUAAAUUUAGUAUUAGUGAAUUACCGCCCAGGAAAACGAUCACACGUAUGGCUGGUAGUGAUCUCGAUGGCCCUUUCACUUCGCCUUCUGCUCUUUAUAGUAAGGAAUCGCUGCCAACCAUAGCAAAUAGUGUUACAAUUGAACAUCAUCAUCACUCUCCUACGAAACCUCUACCUUUUAACAAUACACAUAAAUCUUCUAAAGCAUUAUCAGUCCAAGAAAACCCCACUUUGUCAUAUCGUCGAGCUAGAGAGGCACACGGUAGAUUAGAAAUUUCAAACAUGUGGUAUAAGAGGAAAAUGAAGAUCCGAAAACAUCGUAGACUUCGUAGACCUCGCUCUGCUCUUGAUGAGAUCUUGGGAUCACCAGAAGCUCGAUUUCAACACAGAGGUCGAUCCGCCCAACCAGCACUAAUCGAGGCUGAAUGCAUUAUAUGCUCAGAAGACAUGACCGAGAUCGCUAAGAAAGCUGUUCUGGGCGGUAAAGGUGGUGUAGACGGUGAAGCCGCUUUAUGGGUAUGUGAAUUGGCUGAUUGUGGAGCUUUAUUCUGUAUAACAUGCGUCAAAUCCUAUAUCGAUCAUUCUGAGAAUAUAAUCUGUCCAGCUUGUACCAGAUCAUGGGACACUAACAAAUUCGAAGAGCAGUACUCUGUGUACGACAAUAGCUCAAAUCAGAGGAAGGGAAAAUAA